GAAAUCCGAAAAAAAUCUACUCAGCUUUUUUAACAUAAUAAUAAUAAUAAUAAUAAUGUUUUCUAAGCAGCGAAUCAGAAUAUUAGAAUGAUUUCUGAAGGAUCAUGUGACUGAAGUAAUGAUGCUAAAAAUUCAGCUUUGAAAUCACUGGAUUAAAUUUUACAAUAUAUUCAAAUAGAAUAUUUUAAAUAGUAAAAAUAAUUUAAAGUUUUACUGCUUUUGCUUUACUUUGGAUCAAAUAACUGCAUGCUUGGUAAGCAGAAGAGAAAAAAACCCAUAAAAAUCUUACUGUUCAAAAACUUUUGACUGGUAGUGUAUGUAAUAUGUAUACUGGAAAAAGAAAAAAGUAUAUGAAGCGCCAUUCAACGCAGCUCGUAUUGCUUACAGUCUCUAGCAGUGUAGAUGUGCUGUCGAAGCACUGUAGAGACUUGCCCCGCCCCAUCUGCAGUCUCAUUGGUUCUUGCCAAGCCUAUAAAUCCACUUACUGUAGUGGUCGACGAAGCAAAGCGGAAUAAGCAAAUCCGAGGAGGAUGCGCACAUCACGCCAUCAUCACCCACAUGCUGCUGAAGCCGGUAGUGAUCCGAAACGCCCCAAUUCAGGCGGUUAACUUGUAAUUACAGGGUCUUACUUGCGUUAUUAUCAGGUGGAUCAUCUGAAAACGUCAUCAUUAUAUCUUUAUCUCAUACGGUUGGCGCUUCAGGAAGAGAAUUACGCACAUCUAGUUCAAUUUGAUAUAAAGUAGAAUCGUUUAAUGCCUAAGUGAAGGCGUUAAUUUUGCAGAAAUGGUGGCAGGUGAGUAUCUUCAGGAGCAGCUUGUUCUGCCCGACAGCACGCCUGACGGCGGUGGCACUGAAGGAAACGCAGACGAGGAGCCCGGCUACAAGGAGCUUUCCAAUGGAUCGGUCCAUAUAACGCUGGAUCCAAAGGUGCUGGAACAGGAGCUUCCGCCACCGGAUGAAAAAGAGGCGAUGCUGCCCGGCGAGCAGAAUAACGAAGAGCUUGAGACGAGACUCUACUGGAGGCGGUUUGCUGUUCUCGCGGUGUUCAGCCUCUAUUCGCUCGUCAACGCCUUUCAGUGGAUCCAGUACAGCAUCAUUACGAACAUCUUCAUGGAAUACUAUAAUGUGUCAAGCAUCGCGAUUGACUGGCUCUCCGUGGUCUAUAUGGUCGCAUAUGUUCCUUUAAUCUUCCCCGCGACGUGGCUGUUGGAUAAGAAGGGGCUGAGGAUGACGGCGUUGUUAGGAGCCGGGCUGAAUGCCCUGGGCGCGUGGGUUAAGUGCGCCAGCGUGGGGCCCAGCCUGUUCUGGGUCACCAUGACCGCACAGAUCGUAUGUUCUGUAGCACAGGUCUUCAUCCUCGGCCUCCCCUCCAGAAUCGCGUCGGUUUGGUUUGGCCCAAAAGAAGUUUCCACAGCAUGUGCCACAGCGGUGUUGGGCAACCAGCUUGGUGUAGCCAUAGGUUUCCUGCUCCCACCUGUACUUGUUCCCAACACAGUUGACAACAAAGAUCUCAUGGGCCACAACAUCAGCAUAAUGUUCUAUGGAACAGCUGCAGUUUCAACUUUGCUCUUCUUUCUAACAAUAUUAGUCAUUAAGGACAGACCUCCACUCCCACCCAGCAAAGCACAAGCUGUUCUCUCCACUGGUCCAGCUGAAGACUACUCAUACAAGAAAUCAAUCACCAACCUUUUCAAGAGCAUUCCCUUUGUCCUGCUCCUUAUCAGCUAUGGCAUCAUGACUGGAUCAUUCUACUCUGUAUCUACACUUCUCAAUCAAAUGAUAAUUACGCACUAUCCGGGUGAAGAGGUAAACACAGGGAGAAUCGGCUUGACUUUAGUGGUGGCUGGAAUGUUUGGCUCCAUACUGUGUGGAAUCUGGUUGGAUCGGACUAAAACCUAUAAAUUGACUACACUGAUCGUCUACAUCCUGUCCUUCAUUGGAAUGGUUGUGUUCACAUUCACGCUGAACUUGGGAACUCUGCUUGUUGUCUUUUUUACUGCUGCUGUCCUAGGAUUUUUUAUGACCGGUUACCUUCCCAUUGGCUUUGAGUUUGGUGUCGAAAUCACAUACCCUGAGUCAGAGGGCACGUCAUCUGGUCUUCUGAAUGCAUUUGCACAGGUGUUCGGCAUCAUUUUUACUCUCAUCCAAGGGCAGCUUACCACAGACUAUGGCCCGCUCAGUGGAAACAUAUUCUUGUGUGCUUGGAUCCUCAUUGGCAUUGCUCUAACAGCUCUGAUUAAAUCAGACCUCAAAAGACACGGCGUCAAUGUGAGCAGUGCAAACAAAGGACAAGCAGUUCCCACUGAGCUGCCUCCUGAAAAAGCGUCCAGUGACGUCAAGCUGGAGCCUUCUAGCUUAUCUCGUGAGACUUCAAUUUAAGUCUUAAAUGUCUCUAAUAGCACACAUCAGACAUCACAGACUUUCCUGAGAUGACUUGAAAUCUCCUUAUUUUGCUGUAAUGUUGUGAUGUUAUAAAGACUUUUCAGUGAAAAUUGACCGUGGCGUUUAUUCACAAAUAUGCUGUGAAUUCAUUUCUCCAAAUCUAGGCUGAAAUGUGUACAUACAAUUUGUCUCUGAAUUGUACAUGCAUGAUACUUUUAUUUGUUUCAAGAAUCAUGGACCAAAUAUUAUGUAUUUAACAGGGCUUGUAAUGCCCAUAUGCACAAUCCUGUUAGUGUGAUUGGAACAGCAUGUUUGUUUGCGUCGUCUCAAAGGACGUGACUGUGUGCUACUGCAACUGUGAAGCAAUGUUGUACAUUUCACACAUCUGCUGUUGCAUUUCAGAACAUCUACAUGUAUUAAUUCCAGGAAGGCCGUAAGUUCCCAUUUUAUUUAUUCAGGAUGAUGAAGAUUGCCCAUGCGUUAAAUGAAGCGUGUUCUGUAAACCGAAAAGGCUUACUAUGAAAAAUGUAACAGAAGUGAGUGCUUUGAAAAUUCACUUACCAUGAAUUGAGACCGAUGCCAUUUUAAGUGCUUAUGCAGUCAUUGUAAGAUCAAAUCAAAUGUUGUGUAGUGCUUUUUUUUUUACCUGAAAAACAAAUUUAUACUUGUUUAGUCCUUUCCAGAGAGCACAACUCAAUUUGUCAGCAUGUUUACCACAUUGAGAGUGUGUUUCCUUCAAAAAAGAACGUGGUUCUUUUACAAGAGUGUGUCAUUGACAGGCCUAGUGAGGUUUUAUGAAAAUGUCAUACCUCAGAUAGAAAGCAGAAAGAAGCACUAUUAUUUUGUAAGCCUAGGUUUGCCUUUAUUGGCUGAUUUUUGUAUUUUAGAUGCAUAUUUAUUGGAAAGAUUGCCUUUUCAGCAUUGGUUUUGUAUUUAUUGAUUUUUGAUUUCAAUUUCUACUGUUUCUACUUAGUGUACUUGUCAGUUAAUGAAGGCAGCUGUGCAAACUUGGGAGUCACAAAUGAUGCUAGGAAAUUCGCUGUAAAGUAAAACUGUACAAGAACUCAAUUGCGUUACACUCUGAACAUUGGAAGUGUAUCAUGUUUCCAUCACCGCUGUUGUAAAAUAAUAAAAAGAAAAUU
Molecule: messenger RNA, 3524 nt
Organism: Labeo rohita (rohu)
Lineage: Eukaryota; Metazoa; Chordata; Actinopteri; Cypriniformes; Cyprinidae
Gene: flvcr1
Product: FLVCR heme transporter 1
Exons: 10
Coding region: 784-2379 (531 amino acids)
Biological process (GO): erythrocyte differentiation; heme export; mitochondrial transport
Cellular component (GO): membrane; mitochondrion
Molecular function (GO): heme transmembrane transporter activity; heme binding
Source: RefSeq, a predicted model, not a curated record